AUGACGAUUCCACGGCGCGAUCGCGCUUACCGCCGGAUGUCAGGCGCCUCUCUACUCGCGCUAGCCAUUCUCGCAUCCUCGCUAUCGCUCGCACCGCAUGCGUCGCACGCGACGUCGUCUGCCAGUCGCACCAGCAGCGUCGAAGCGUCGUCCCUGCGACCCUCCGGCUUCCUACCCGCCAUUAACUCCCUUCUAUCACAGCGCACCAGAACGCGAGCGUCUUCCACAAGUGUCUACACCUGGACGCAGAUCGUGUGCCCUCGCACCCCUUGUUUCCCUGCCUUCAUCUUUCCCAACCCUUCCCCCUCUCACCCCCCCCCACCCGUGCCCCCCUCCUCCCCACCGCGCCCCCCCUCCGCUUCCCCCGUCACUGUCUCGUCUCCCCGCAGCACCCAGCGCGAGCGCCUCACGUGCAAGCAUGAGCUGGAGCAGCUGCGCCAAUGGCACGCCGCCACGUUUCACAUGCCAGCUGGCGUGCACGGGGAUAAUCCAGCUGGCAGGGGCGCGGAAGAUGACACGAGCAUGCAGAAUGGCAUGGGCGGCAUGGGCGGGAGGAGGCAAGGCGUUGAGGAGACGAGGGAAGGCCAAUUGGAUGGGUGGAAGCAAGGGGAUGAGGGGAGCAGCGGCGGGGAGAGCAGCGGCAAUGAGAUUGCGGCAGGGGUGGAUGAAGAAGCGGCGCCCUCAAGGCGUGCAGGAGGGGCGGAGGAUGUGUGGGGUGCUGCGGCGAGGGUGGGCGGGCAGCGCGCACUGCUGGCGGUGGGCGGGGUGGGGUGGCGCAAGAAGCUGCGGGAUCAGAUGGGACGACUGGCGCGCAUGGACGCUGAGAUGGCGGAGAAGAAGAGGGAGUUAAGGCGCAUCAGCACAGCAAGGCAGCGUCUGGACAAGCAGCUAGCGUCCCCUUCCAUCAACUGGGCAACUCGCCUCAUGCCCAAAUCGGCGAUGGAGAGGGCGAGGGCAGUGGUGGCAUCGUGCACGGGCAUGGGCAUGGUGCUCUCACACCCCGCACACGUGUGGAAGGCGUACGCGUGUGAGGGCAGUGAGGAGGAGCUGAUGCAGUACCUGGACUACAAGCCGCGCCACAUGUGCCCCGACGACUGGCUCGACACGCAGGCGCUGCUCUUCCACCGCCACUGCUUCGCCCUGCCCAUGCGCCGCUGCCUCUCCCGCACACCAGCUGCCCACGUCGAGCCCAUGCCAUUCCCGCAAUCGCUCUUCUCGCAGCUGACCCUGCAGGACACAGCAGUGCGGUGGCAGCACCACGCGUGCAAGUCGUUCCACUGCCUCAACAGCAACAGCAACAGCAACGGCAUGGCGGGCAACGAGUGCGCGCAGUGCUUCAACAUGAGCGUGCAGAGCAGGCGAUGGCAGUCGCGCUUCCGAGGGGCGCUCUCCGUGCAGGACGUGGUGCGGUGGAAGCAGGGCGCUCUCAGGGUCGGGCUGGACGUGGGAGGUGGCACGGGCAGCUGGGCGGCACACAUGGCACGAUACAACGUGACAGUUCUCACCACGGCUAUUAAUGCGGAGGCACAGGGCACGGGGCGGACAUCAAUGCAGGCGCAGGGCACCCCAUACAUGGAGACAAUUGCACUGAGGGGACUCAUUCCCCUGCACGUGCCACACUCACAACGGCUACCACUUUUCGACAACACAGUGGACAUCAUCCACUGCGGCGCCACCUGCAUGCACUACCUCCCUCUCACCCCUCUCCUCCCCUGGGAGCACAUGCUCUUCGAGUGGGACCGCGUGCUGCGAGUGGGCGGCGUGCUCUGGCUCGACUCUCUGCUGCUCCCCCUGCGAGACUUGCCGCUGUAUGUGGCACUGGUGGACGGGCUGGGGUACAAGCGCCUGCACUGGCACAUGCUGCCCAGGGGUGGCGUGGGGGAGGAGAGUGACGGGAGUGUGCAUGUGCAGGUGAAUGCUCUCUUGGAGAAGCCGGUUAGGGUGGACCCUAAGAAGGGGUGGCUCAUGCGCUGA
Molecule: messenger RNA, 1974 nt
Organism: Closterium sp. Naga37s-1
Lineage: Eukaryota; Viridiplantae; Streptophyta; Zygnematophyceae; Desmidiales; Closteriaceae
Source: the annotation of a GenBank genome assembly